Molecule: messenger RNA, 675 nt
Organism: Zootoca vivipara (common lizard)
Lineage: Eukaryota; Metazoa; Chordata; Lepidosauria; Squamata; Lacertidae
Source: RefSeq, a predicted model, not a curated record
UUCCCCCGAGCUGAAGGACCGCAAAGAGGAUGCCAAAGUGAUGGAAGACGAAGGACAGACGAAAAUCAAGCAGAGGAGAAGCCGGACCAAUUUCACCCUGGAGCAGCUGAACGAGCUGGAGAGGCUCUUCGACGAGACCCAUUACCCGGAUGCUUUCAUGAGAGAGGAGCUCAGCCAGAGGUUGGGUUUGUCCGAAGCUCGGGUGCAGGUAUGGUUUCAGAACAGAAGAGCUAAAUGCAGAAAGCAAGAAAACCAACUCCACAAAGGAGUCCUCAUAGGAGCAGCCAGCCAGUUUGAAGCGUGCCGGGUUGCCCCCUACGUGAACGUGGGCGCUUUGAGGAUGCCUUUCCAGCAGGUGCAGGCGCAGCUGCAGCUGGACAGCGCUGUGGCGCACGCGCACCACCACCUCCACCCGCACCUGGCCGCGCAUGCGCCCUACAUGAUGUUCCCGGCGCCGCCUUUCGGGCUCCCUCUGGCCACGCUGGCCGCCGAGUCCGCCUCGGCCGCUUCGGUGGUGGCGGCGGCCGCGGCGGCCAAGACCACCAGCAAGAACUCCAGCAUCGCGGACCUCAGACUCAAAGCCAAAAAGCACGCGGCCGCCCUGGGCCUGUGACUCUUACUGCAGCCGCAGCCGCCGGGGCAUGUUGCAAUCCCAGCGCGUGCGUGCGCAGAAGA